GGUCUGUGUGCUAAAGGAAGCAGCUGCAGCGGAAUCUGAAGAAUUUGAGGUGUCCGCCAAGUCUAGUCUUCAUCGUCGGCUGGUCUCUCUGUACCUCCAUCUGCACUAUAACACUCUCUGCGGCCACACUGAGGUGUAACAAGGAGAAAAAAUGUCUCAGGCCGACAAAAUGAAGCAGGGCCAGUUCAACAACCCUGAGACCCCAGGGUACGUUGGAUUUGCCAACCUGCCUAAUCAGGUUCAUCGCAAGUCCGUAAAAAAGGGAUUUGAGUUUACAUUGAUGGUGGUAGGUGAAUCUGGACUUGGGAAAUCCACCUUAAUCAACAGCCUGUUCCUCACCGACCUUUACCCUGAGAGAGUCAUCCCUGGAGCAGCAGAAAAGAUAGAAAGGACGGUUCAGAUUGAGGCGUCGACGGUAGAAAUUGAGGAGCGAGGAGUGAAGCUCCGUCUCACUGUGGUGGACACACCAGGAUAUGGAGACGCCAUCAACAGCCAAGACUGUUUCAGCACCAUCAUCAGCUACAUUGAUGACCAGUUUGAGCGCUACCUCCAUGACGAGAGCGGUCUCAAUCGGAGACACAUUGUUGACAAUAGAGUUCACUGCUGCUUCUAUUUCAUCUCUCCGCUUGGCCACGGCCUGAAACCCCUGGAUGUUCAGUUUAUGAAGGCCAUUCACAAUAAGGUCAACGUGGUUCCUGUCAUCGCCAAGGCAGACACGCUCACCCUCAGAGAGAGGGAGAGGCUCAAGCGCAGGAUUCUGGAUGAGAUUGAUGAACACGGUAUCAAGAUUUACCACCUUCCUGAUGCUGAGUCAGAUGAGGAUGAGGACUUCAAAGAGCAGACAAGAAUCCUCAAGGCCAGCAUCCCUUUCGCUGUGGUGGGAUCCAACCAGCAGAUUGAGGCCAAAGGGAAGAAGGUGAGGGGCCGCCUGUACCCCUGGGGAGUGGUGGAGGUGGAGAAUCCAGAACACAACGAUUUCCUCAAGCUGCGGAUUAUGCUGAUCACUCACAUGCAGGAUCUACAGGAAGUGACCCAGGACCUCCACUACGAGAACUUCCGCUCGGACCGCCUCAAACGGGGUGGCAGAAAGGGACCGGAGCCGGAGGAAAUGGACAAGGACAUGAUCCUCCAGGAAAAGGAGGCUGAGUUGAGACGAAUGCAGGAGAUGAUUGCCAAGAUGCAGGCCCAGAUGCAGAAGCAGGGAGACGGCGAGGGAGACAGCCCCCAUGCGUGAAAAUGAUGUGGUAUUUGAGCCCCUGCUCGAGCUUGACUUGAGAGAACGUGUAAAGGGUGUCUGGUUUUUGACCCGUACUGCUUGCCACUAUUUUUAUUCCAAUCCAACAUGGGAUAUGGAGUCAUUUCUUGUUUUUAUACAUACAGUCUAGUAUAUUCAAACAGUAUUAUGUUUAUAUAUUUUCUCACGGUUCUUUUUCUUUUUUCUUUUAUUUUGCCAGUUACUCAAAUGAAGUCACGUGACCCAUCUUUAAAAAAUGGUGGCAUAUAUCUUUGAUACAGACUGUUACUUUUCCAUUUUUUGUUCCCUUAUCAUGUUUUUUUUUUUUUGCUAUUUAGAAAACCAAAGUACUGCUGCUUGUAUGAAGUGCUUUUAGUUCUAAAUCAUUUCUCAAAGCACGUGCUAACCUUCGCUCUGUGAAAGAGCUUCAUUGGAAGAGUGAGAGAGACUGUGGUGGAAACUAGUAGCAGAAGUAGCUUUUUGCGCCAUUGUUAUGCCAUAAUCUCAAUAUUCAUUGUGUCAAGAGAAAACAUGUUUUUCGCUGGUUUAGAAGUGACCGCACAAGCUGUCCAUUGAAAAGUCCAGUGUUGAUCAUAUUAUCAUCUGCAUGCAACUCUCGACCCCGUCUGGUCAAAUUUUCAGGUGAAUUUUCCCUUUAGUGCUGUGCUGGGAUCAGCUUCAUCCCUCUACUGUCCAAAUCGUAUCCAUUGGUGCAAUUCUCAGAUCAGUGUCUUUAAGUACAACAACAUUCAAGUGUCAUUAAGCUCCUUUUAAGUUUGAUAUGAAUAGAAAACUGUGACCCGUGACCUCUUACAGUCUUCCUGUAGACCUGACAGAUGAAGGACGUGCAGAUCAGGUGUGAUGCCUGUCUUUGGUGCUUUCAAUCAACUAGAAGUAAUUCCUGUGUAAAGUGAAGUCAUGUGCCAGGGAGCGUUAACUGUUUUGUGUUUUCAUUGAUGCAGUGAGAUUUAAGAGGUAAUAACUUAUACCGGUCCCAACUGCUGAGUACUUUGUGGUUUCCAUGACCACGGAGGUUAAUAGUGACCCGAUGAGGUCAGCGUAGCCAACGUUUCCCUCACCAGCCAAGAUGUGAGUUCUUGACAUUCCUCUUUGUGCUGUUUUUAUCCAAUAUUAAAGCACCAAAUAUUGUUCUUGAUGCAUAUAUUGUAAUAAAAGUUUUAUUAAACUUUAUUAAUCUCUAA
Plectropomus leopardus (leopard coralgrouper) is the source of this 2436-nucleotide messenger RNA. RefSeq names its product septin 2 (gene septin2). Gene Ontology annotation, biological process: cell division. Lineage: Eukaryota; Metazoa; Chordata; Actinopteri; Perciformes; Serranidae. Gene Ontology annotation, molecular function: GTP binding. The record is from RefSeq and is a predicted model, not a curated record.